AUUCUCAAAAUUCAGAGGAACCCAUUUUCCACAUUCGAUGUCUAUAUAAGUUUGCUUGAUGCAAUUGUUUAAGCAUCUCUAGCUACACACUCAUGAAAGAGAUACUUUCAUCUUAAUUCUUUUGUUUUUCCCAACAAGGAAGCUAAGAUGGGUUACUUUCACUGUCACAUAACCCUUGUAUUGGGUUUCUUCCUCAUUUCAUGUGCUCCCUUACUUUCCCAUGCAGAUGUAGGCCUAAAAUUGCCACUGAAGGCUGUUAAUUUGGGGAAUUGGCUUGUCACGGAAGGAUGGAUGAAGCCUUCUCUUUUUGAUGGAAUACCUAACAAAGAUCUUCUGGAUGGAACACAAGUGCAAUUCAUGUCCACAAAAUGGCAGAAGUAUGUAUGUGCUGAAAAUGGAGGGGGAACUAAUGUUGUAGCCAACCGUGCCUCGGCUUCUGGUUGGGAAACUUUCAGGUUGUGGAGGGUCAAUCAGUCAUAUUUUAAUUUGAGAGUGUUCUACAAGCAGUUUGUUGGACUUGGAGGCCAAGGUGCCGGGAUAGUGGCUACUUCGACUACACCUGGAAACCAGGAAACUUUUCAGAUUGUUAGGAAUGAUGGUGAUCCCAAUCGAAUUCGCCUCAAAGCCUCAAAUGGCAUGUUCCUCCAGGCUAAUUCAGAGAUGCAAGUAACAGCAGAUUAUGGAGGGCCAUCUAGUUGGGCAGAUGACAAUCCUUCUGUCUUCAAAAUGACAAUCGUGAGCGGUGGCACUUUACACGGUGAAUACCAGAUUACAAAUGGUUAUGGCCCUGAUAAAGCUCGUCAAAUCUUGCAGGAACAUUGGAAUACUUACAUCACUGAUGAGGAUUUCAAAUUCAUGUCACAAAAUGGCCUUACUGCAGUGAGGAUUCCAGUUGGGUGGUGGAUAGCCAAGGAUCCCACACCACCAAAGCCUUUUUUUUGUCGGUGAGGCUAGAACUAGAAGUGUUCAUAUUUGCAAGUAUCACUUCAACUUAUCCAAGCUUUUUUGUAAAAUAAUUUGUGUACUCCGACAAUUUUGCAGGGGAAUGGACUGCAGAAUGGUAUGUAAAUGGGGCAUCAAUGGAAGAUUACCAGAAGUUUGCUGAAGCUCAAUUGCAUGUUUAUGGGAAAGCCACAUUUGGGUGGGGAUAUUGGGCUUAUAAAUGUGCAUCUGAGCACUGGAGCCUCAGAUGGAUGAUUGAGAACAAUUACAUAAAGCUCUAGAAACUGAAAUUGUAUUAAGUAAUUUUCUAGAAAGUUGCAUUAUGUCCACCGUACUUAGGAGUUCAAGUCCUGCUAAAUGUACGAGCAUAUCAAAGUGCUUUUUCUAUUAAAAUAAAUGAAAAGAAUAGUAACAAAAAGGGGAAAAAGUAGCCAGCUUUGGCAUUUCCCAUGAAGCUCCUAGUCCUCCCAUUUUUGUUUGUUUCAGUUCCUGAUUCUCCAAGGCAGAGAUACAUUCAAUGAAGAUUUGAUUUUGGGGUUGCUCAAGUUUUGAAAUUUUAGGUGAAUUUUAGGUGGGUUUUGUUUACCCUCAAUCUUUCUUCCUGACGAAAAAGGCCGGUUUUUUGUCGUUAUCCGUUUAGGUUGGCCAUUUAGAAUAUACAAAGGACCUUGCUCUGUUCACUGACUUUCAGCUAGCUCCCGCUUCGAACUCUCCGCUCCCCAUCUCACCUUCUCUGGCAAUGGCGGUCGCUUCCAGUUUCUUCGUUUCUUUUACCCAUAACUCCGUGAGUCAACCCAGAAGACUCUCGCAAUCUCUUUCUCCAAUCUCCCUCCCUCUAUCUAGAUCUCGUCCUCUUGCCCUUAAAUUCAGUCGUCGAUCCAACAAAGUCACAUGCAGUUCUGCAGGUGAACACAACAGCACCGAAAAAGACACCCCGAUUGAAUUGAGUGCGUUUUC
Rubroshorea leprosula is the source of this 1899-nucleotide messenger RNA. The record is from the annotation of a GenBank genome assembly. Lineage: Eukaryota; Viridiplantae; Streptophyta; Magnoliopsida; Malvales; Dipterocarpaceae.